AUGGAUGUCUCACGUAGUUUCUCCAGAAUCAUCACUUCUUCCCUGAAUCACAAUAUUCGGCUAAUGCUUCCAACAUUUUUUGUCAAUGAUUGGAGGCAAAAAUUUGGUGAUACAAUAGAAGUAACUGCAUAUGAUGGCAUAAUUGUCACCAUCAAAUUAGAAAGAGUCGAUGGAAAAAUAUACCUAGCCGAUGGCUGGGAACAAUUUUUUGACUAUCAUAAUUUACAGAAUGGUUAUGUUCUAGUAUUCGAAUAUAACGAUAAUGUCACACUUAACAUGACUAUAUUUGAUCAUUUUGGGCUAGAGGUUACAUAUGACUCUGAUGAAGAAAGCCAAGAAGGAAACAUUUCAGAUAAUUCCAUAUUUGAAAUAAUACUAACACCUCGUUUUAACAGCCACAUGAAAAUUGAGAUAAAAGUCUCCGUGCACGGAGACCUUGUCUCCCUGCAUGCACGGAGACAAGUCUUCGUGCAUGGAGACUACGAGUCUCCGUGCACGGAGAGUUAG
Molecule: messenger RNA, 507 nt
Organism: Olea europaea var. sylvestris
Lineage: Eukaryota; Viridiplantae; Streptophyta; Magnoliopsida; Lamiales; Oleaceae
Product: B3 domain-containing transcription factor VRN1-like
Exons: 3
Coding region: 1-507 (168 amino acids)
Molecular function (GO): DNA binding
Source: RefSeq, a predicted model, not a curated record